Messenger RNA from Leptosomus discolor (cuckoo roller), 1545 nucleotides. Lineage: Eukaryota; Metazoa; Chordata; Aves; Leptosomiformes; Leptosomidae. The record is from RefSeq and is a predicted model, not a curated record.
UUAGAUGAGGCAACAAGGAAAGACCUUUUCACCGACACUUUCUGUAAGGUUUGCAGGGCAGUGCUGCAGUUUGAGUCUCAAAGGAUGUCACACUAUAAGGGCAAAAAACAUGCUCAGAAAGUUCGUUUUUACAUCCAGAUGCAUGGUGAGAAAGAUGAGAGGCAGGAGCAUGGCAAACAGAAGAAAACAGAUUGUAUCAGUUUUCAGAUGGAUGGGAGCAGAGCAGUGGACAGAAACAAAUACUGCAAUCUCUGCAACGUGUUUUUUACUUCCCCAGUUGUUGCUUUGUCUCACUACUUGGGAAAGGUCCAUGCUAAAAAGCUGAAGCAAUUAUCAGGAGGCCAAGCCCACAUGCCAGCACAGAGCCUGCAGCCUGUUCCUGCUUUUCAGAAGCCAUUGGCUGAGAAGCCCUCGUUGCCUUCAAAAGCUGAAGAGUCUUUGUCAUUCUCCAACACGAGGUUGAAGUUAGAUGAUCCAGACAAGUACUGCAAGCUCUGCUGUGCUCCUUUCAAUAAUCCAUUUGCAGCCCAGCAGCAUUAUGUUGGUAAGAAACACAGAAGAAAUGAAGCACGGAAGAAGAUACUGGAGGAGCUUGGAGACAAAGGUGUCCCUGCUGAAUCCAGCACGAACAGUUCCUUCUUUUCACCCAUCGGGGUUGGUUAUUACAUGUGCCCUGUAUGUAACAUCUCACUCACAUCUAUAGAAACGUACCAGUCCCACGUGCAAGGAAAUAAGCACCGGAUUAAAGAAACAGGGCUUGCCAAUCUCAUGAAGAAAUCAAAGAAACCAUAUGACUCCUGUCAAGAUGAAUUAAGGGAUUACAUUAAAGUUCAGAAAGAUAGAGGUCUAGAGCCAAGAAGGCAUUUAGGAAAAGCAGAAGAGGAAGAGCUUCAGGAUAAAAACAUUGAACAAGGAAGUCACCUUGGUGAGGUUAUAUCUUCAAACUUUAAGCGUGAACAAGCCCAGCAUUCCAGUCUUUUCUCAAAAACCCAGUCACCUACAAAUACUGGGGAAAAUAGAUCACCAAGCUGGCCAUCAGCUUGUGAGCAUGCAGUGGAAAAUACACCUAAUUGUCACUAUAACAAGGGAUACUGUAAAGAAGAGCAAGCAUCUGAGGUGGCCACCAUCAGAGAUGAGAGCUUCAGCCUAUCAGUUACAGAAUCUAGAGACUGCUAUGAAUUUAUGCUUGCUGAAACUUCGACCAGCUCCUCCAGAAAAGAACAGAAAUUUCAGAUGAAACAUUUUGAGGAGGAAAAAUACAUCAGUGAAGAGCUGAAAUGUAAGAAAGAAGCCACAAAGCAGAAAAGAAAGAAGAAUAGUGAAGGUGCAAAUUUUGGAAAAGAAAGUGAGACACAAAAGAGAAUUAAAUUUGAGAUCGACUUGGUAGAUGAGAAGAAAUCGAGACCUUAUGAAGUCAGAAGACCUAAAGAAAGCCCCACUGAGAAAGGGAACGGUAAGCACAAAAAGGAUAAAAAGAAGCCACAGACAGAUGGCAAAAGAGAAGAGGAGCUACUUUGGGAUGGAUCUGUCUUGGGAUAUUGGUAA